Messenger RNA from Loa loa (African eye worm), 633 nucleotides. RefSeq names its product ATP synthase coupling factor 6 family protein. Gene Ontology annotation, biological process: proton motive force-driven ATP synthesis. The transcript has 2 exons. Gene Ontology annotation, molecular function: proton transmembrane transporter activity. The record is from RefSeq and is a predicted model, not a curated record. Bases 1 to 477 code for a protein of 158 amino acids. Lineage: Eukaryota; Metazoa; Nematoda; Chromadorea; Rhabditida; Onchocercidae.
AUGUUCACAAUACAGGUGAUGUUGUUGCGAUUAGGAUUACCCGCGAAAUGGAGAAUGGUAAGCACAGGAACACAAAGUUUCAAGUCUGAUAACUUGGUUAAGAAUUUGUUUCUAAAAAAGAUCAAAGAAUAUGAAUCUAAGAUGGCUGGCAAAGAAGAUGGACUUGUAGAUGUUACACCUGAGACGCAUCGAUCAUUAGAAGAUCAGUUGCACCGUUUAGCGAGCAAGUAUCACUUGGAAAAUAAGGAAAUGGUAAACGAGUUGCCGACAAAGCAGAUGGAAACUCCGUCAGUUGAAAGUGCUGUAGCAGUGAUGUUCGAAGGGAAAACAGUUAAUGAUUUGAAUAAAGAGCUGGAAAAGGAAAUUCAACAGUACACAGAAAUGCGACGGAAGAAGCAAGCUAUGGAAGAGGAAGCACAGUCACAUCUUCGUUCUAUCAAACAGCAACAGUUUCCUUCAGAAAGCUCGAAAAAAUAGUUUAUCUUGACAAGCUUCCUUUUAAAGGAAUUAAUUUUGAAGUGGUAACUAUGUUAUCAUUUUACUGUUUUUAUGUCAUAGGCGAUACAUGUGGUAUUAGUUAAUUUAUACUAUACACGAGCAGUAUGUAAAUAAAAAAAGUUAGCUUUGGCUUAC